Molecule: messenger RNA, 2200 nt
Organism: Pyrus x bretschneideri (Chinese white pear)
Lineage: Eukaryota; Viridiplantae; Streptophyta; Magnoliopsida; Rosales; Rosaceae
Product: sodium/hydrogen exchanger 2
Exons: 15
Coding region: 257-1912 (551 amino acids)
Biological process (GO): sodium ion transport; proton transmembrane transport; regulation of pH
Cellular component (GO): membrane
Molecular function (GO): sodium:proton antiporter activity
Source: RefSeq, a predicted model, not a curated record
GGUCACUUUUGCUCCAAGUCCCCUUGGCGGUCUCUUUUCCUCUUCCCAACACUCGUGCUUUUCCUGCUCUGCUCUCUCUCUCUAAAGCUUUGAAAUUUGAUAGCUUUUGCAAUUGGAAUAUCAGAAUCCAGAUCCAAAUUUCGAUCAUUGGUCUGCUCAAUUUUCUUGUUCAAAGAUCGAAACUUUGAGCACCAAAAACUGCUUCCCAGAAGCGGAGGCUUGAAUUGAAUUGAAUUGAGCUCUAGUACUGCUAGUAAUGGCGGUCGAUGCGAGCUCAAUUGCAACGGAAUCAAUGGGAAUUUUGAUGUCCUCUGACCACAAAUCGGUGGUUUCUAUGAACCUUUUUGUGGCGCUUCUCUGCGCUUGUAUUCUACUCGGUCAUUUGCUGGAGGAAAGUCGAUGGAUGAAUGAGUCCAUCACAGCCCUUGCCAUUGGACUGUGCACUGGAGUUGUAAUUUUACUCAUAACUGGAGGAAAAAGCUCACAUUUAUUAGAGUUUAGUGAAGAUCUCUUCUUUAUAUAUCUGCUUCCGCCUAUCAUAUUCAACGCAGGGUUCCAGGUAAAGAAGAAGCAAUUUUUUCGUAACUUCAUGACUAUCAUGACGUUUGGUGCUGUUGGCACUCUCAUAUCCUUUACCAUCAUAUCCUUAGGUGCGAUGCACUUUUUUCACAAGUUCAAUAUUGGUUCCCUCAAGAUUGGAGAUUAUCUCGCACUUGGCGCGAUAUUUUCAGCAACCGAUUCUGUUUGCACCUUACAGGUGCUUAAUCAGGAUGAGACGCCUUUGUUGUACAGCCUGGUUUUUGGGGAAGGUGUUGUUAAUGAUGCUACAUCAAUAGUUCUUUUCAAUGCAAUCCAGAGCUUCGACCUCUCUAACAUCAAUACAAGCACUGCUUUGCAAUUUUUUGGAAACUUUUUAUAUUUAUUUGCUACAAGUACAAUGCUAGGAGUCGCAGCUGGACUAUUGAGUGCAUAUAUCAUCAAGAAGCUCUACUUCGGCAGGCACUCAACUGAUCGUGAAGUCGCUCUUAUGAUACUCAUGGCUUACCUUUCAUACAUACUAUCUGAACUAUUUUAUUUGAGUGCCAUUCUCACUGUGUUCUUUUGUGGAAUUGUUAUGUCUCACUACACAUGGCAUAACGUGACUGAAAGUUCAAGAGUGACAACCAAGCAUACUUUUGCCACUCUGUCAUUUGUGGCUGAGAUCUUUAUCUUUCUAUAUGUCGGCAUGGAUGCCCUUGACAUUGACAAAUGGAGAUUUGCGAGUGAUAGCCCAGGAAAAUCCAUAGCAGUGAGUUCGAUUCUGUUGGCGCUGGUUCUGGUUGGAAGAGCCGCCUUUGUUUUCCCCUUAUCUUUCUUAUCCAACUUGACUAAGAAAUCUCCACAAGCCAAGCUCAGUUUAAAGGAACAAGUUACAGUUUGGUGGGCAGGGCUUAUGCGUGGCUCUGUUUCUAUGGCACUUGCUUAUAAUCAGUUUAAUAGCUCUGGCCACACGGACCUGCGUGCGAAUGCGACCAUGAUCACCAGUACCAUCACAGUUGUUCUUUUCAGUACAGUGGUGUUUGGUUUGAUGACUAAACCACUUGUGAGAAUCUUGCUUCCUGUAUCAAAACACGUCUCAAGUAUGAUAUCUUCUGAACCAUCUAGCCCUAAAUCAAUCACUGUGCCACUACUCAGCAAUGGCCAAGAUUCAGAAGUGAACCGUGGGGUGGAAGAUUCAGAGGCAAACAUAGGGCCCGUAGACAUCCCCCGUCCAAGUAGUUUACGAAUGCUCCUAGGCGCUUCUUCUCACACUGUCCACCAUUACUGGCGAAGAUUUGAUAACGCCUUCAUGAGGCCUGUUUUUGGUGGGCGGGGUUUUGUGCCUCUCGUUCCAGGCUCACCUGCUGAAGAAAUUGGCCACCAAUGGCGUUGAGAAGGAACUAACACACAUGUAUAACUAUUUAUACGCGUUUGCAGAUGAGCACUAAUUUAUGUAAUUUUUAGGUCGGGCUUGGGAGUGGCUGCGGUGUGCAUUUGUUUGUACACAGGAUGAGCUGCUGGUUUCGUGUGGUGGUUCGGAAAUUUUAGUGUCUGCAUAGGUUGCUGAUUAGGUUAAUUCCUUAACACAGCUGAUGGCCUUGUAAGUUGUGGGAUUGGUGUUGUACUGAAUAUUAUUGUAAUGAUCUUUCAAAUUUUUGACUUCGGAUAUUGCAUUGUUAAA